Messenger RNA from Cordyceps fumosorosea ARSEF 2679, 1005 nucleotides. RefSeq lists its product as hypothetical. Bases 1 to 1005 code for a protein of 334 amino acids. The record is from RefSeq and is a predicted model, not a curated record. The transcript has 2 exons. NCBI's taxonomy places the organism in Eukaryota, Fungi, Ascomycota, Sordariomycetes, Hypocreales, Cordycipitaceae.
AUGGAGUUGCCCAAGAUCACGGGUUUCCUGUGGUUCUACCUUGGUCUCCUGUUGGCUUUUGGUCAAAUCUUGACAGUCCAGGGACAAGGCAACGGAGGGGAAUGGGAGCUACCAGCUGAGCCGGCACUCGCAGCGGAUGGUCUUCAGAUCAAGCUUGACCGUGACCUGUACAAGAAGCAAGGCUCAAUUGUCUACGCCAGUCAUCUCCAUUUUGACGAGACGCCCGACAUUUCGGACAGCCAAUUAUACAAGAUUGCUAGGGAUGCCUACAAUGAGAUGAGGAGCAGCGCUACGAAGAACGGCCUUACAGAAAAGAUCCCGAAUGUCAUGACAACCCUCCUUAUUGGCAACGAACUCAUCUUUGCGUCGUCGGCAAAAGGCCCAAAGGACCCUUAUGAUCCAGAGGACCAGGUUGUGGGCGACCUGACAGUUUGCUCCAACGCGAAUGAGGGCAGGCGUCACAAGAAUGGAGGAAGGUGCGGUGAGGUAAUGGCCUUUCACGAGUGGUACCAGACCCAUGAGGGUUCUUCACGCUUGAACGCAGACAGUGGCGCAAAGGUUGUCGCAAUUUCCAUGCAGAAGAAUCCCGCUGGAAAGAGGGAACCUCUUAUCCUGGCUCCCUGUGGCAACGACAAAGAAUGGGGCUGCAACGUUUUCAUCAACGGCGUAUACGCAUUGGAUAAUGCCAAGGUUGCCGCGGAUCCUCGCACGCAAGCGUUUCGAUACAAGAACAUGAUCAAGGAAAAGAAGCUUAAGCCGGCGCCCCCCAAGCCAGCCCAACCACUCCCACCUCCCAACAAGUUGCCGCCGCCCCCGAGCCGGCCGAAUGAGAGGCCGAGUGGAAGCAAGCCUGGCCCGCCGCCCAACAAGUUGCCGCCGCCCCCUGGCAGGCCGAAUCCCGCGCCGGGUGGAAGUCUAAGCAGCCCAGAAAACACUGGCAAGCCUCCCAAGAAUCCCAAGAAUCCCAGGCCGCCGAAGGGCCCUGGGAAGCCAAAGAGGCCUUGA